ACCGCAACGGCCAGCAGCCAGUUUUUUCGUCUUCAUUUCCCCUUUAGACCCGCCGACGCUAGAACGUCUGCCUGAGCCGCCGCCUGCCGAGAGAGAAGAAGCCAACGCGUGUGUGGCUGUCUUAGCUCCUUCUCUGACCGCCCCUCCGCCGCUUCUCCACCCGCUCGCGUCGCCUCCCGACCGAGCUAGACUCUGCACCCUUCGCUCGCCCGACUUACUUCCGUUAACGGGCGUUCACAACAUGAGCGCCGCCUCAGCCGUCUCUACUACUCGCCCCGCGCGUCUGCCCGGGAUGUUCGGGACCACCAUGACGCCGCCGGCUCAACGGCGUCAUCUUCUCGGCGCUUAGGCGCCGGGAAGCCGCCUCCUGACGCGCUCUCGGCGCCAUGGCAAGCCGCAGACUCGCUCCUGCGUUUGGACGAGAAUGAUGGUCUGUCGCUGCUGCCUGAGAGCGCGUUGGAGGCGGCGAGGGCUUGUCGGGACUUGGUCCAGGACAAGCUCAACGAGAGGAGGGAUAUUGUGGUGCAGGGAGGAGAGAGGGAGAAAACCCAGAAGGAAGACGUGGAGGAAGACUCGCUCAAUGUGGACGAAAUCAGCGACUUGUUCUCGUGCGUGGAGCAGGAGGAGAUGUCCGGAGUGGACUUUAGUGUGUUCAUCGAAGACGAGGAUGCCGUCAAUGUGGAGGAGAUCAAUCAGAUGCUCUCGGGCCUUGAAGAUGGCAAGUCGUGCAGUGUUGACGACAGCGUGGAGGUGACGUCGUCCCCUGUGGAUGUUGUUGACACGAAGGAGCUGGAGAUUCAGAUGGAAGCAGAUGUGGACGAGUCGUUUGGGUUCAGCAGCUCAUUCGAUGACGUCGCAGCUAGCCAAGAGCAGGAAGACGCAGACGCGGAGAAUGUAGCCAUGUUGUCGGAGAUUUUCUCUGCAACAUUGGAGGACAAGGACGCAGCUGAACCGGUAGCAACUUCGCAACCGACGCACUCGCCCGCUGACUGUGAGGACGCCAAGAAUGUCGAUUUGGUGGCAGAGCUGUUUACCUCGCUUGAGGAGAGCAGCGAAGCAGACCAAGAAGGAGAAGUACCAGACAGAUCGGCGACGCAGGAUUGGAUUGAUGCGCUGGAGGUGGACAACGUGGCUUCGUUGUUCUCAGAGCUGGAGCAGGUAGAGACGACGCAGAUGAAGACGCAGACCCCCGUUAAGGUGGAUUCGCGGGUAUUUGUGCCCACGUUUUCUGUGCGAAUUGAGGGCGGCCAGCGACAAGGAGAACGUCGUCCGGUAGUUGGCCCCAAUAGUCAUCUGCUUGUAGGUCCACCUGGCGUCCUAUUGGCUGGUCCGCCGGCUCCGUCUCGCGAGGAACGCGUCGGUCGCUGGAAGUCGAAGCGGAAGACGCGGUCUUUCACCACCAAGCAGCCAGACCCGUCACUUUCUGACACGAGACGCGCUAGUGCCGCCAAGCGCCAACGCGUCAAGGGCCGCUUCAUCAGUGACACACACACGUUCGUCUCCAUCACCGCGCUCCAGAAGUGAUUCAUCACCCGCAUCGAUUCCUAGAUCCAGUUUUAUUCUCCCUCUUGAAAUGCAUUGCAAGCUUCAUCAUCAACUUGUUCUCGAGAUGCUUCUUGCACUGCAAACACAUCGCAGAUUUGUUUUCCUCCAAUCACUGUGCUACUGUGCAUUUCUACCAAUAAGAUUAUGCUGAGAAAUGAUAAAUUUAGUUCUAGAAUUAACACAGUCUGACAGUUUCGUUUGCGCUAAAAACAGAUUCUGAUAC
This is a messenger RNA of Phytophthora nicotianae INRA-310, 1768 nucleotides long. RefSeq lists its product as hypothetical. The transcript has a single exon. The record is from RefSeq and is a predicted model, not a curated record. Lineage: Eukaryota; Oomycota; Peronosporomycetes; Peronosporales; Peronosporaceae. Bases 628 to 1524 code for a protein of 298 amino acids. Gene Ontology annotation, molecular function: protein binding.